CCCUACAAAAUCACUGAGCCUAAAACCCUAAAUCAUCACAAACAAGGGAAACCCCUAAGCAAUACAAUGCUUCAGAGUUUCAGUUCAGGAGAAUUAAGCCGUGAAAGUUUCCCGCCUCGCAUCUUGGUUUUGCCAAGUAAGCUUUCUCGCCUCUAUUUUCCUUGCGUAGCUAGAGCUUUUUCUGGGUUUAAUCACACCGACCGGAGAUUUUCUAAAAACCCAAAUUUUCUUGAACAAGGCCUGAGUACAAGUGUUAACUUAUAUUCCCAGAAGCAGAAUUCAAGAGAAUCCAGGGUUUCACUAGAGUUUAAGCUACAGUGUCACUCUAAAACCCUGUUCUCGGCUGCUAGAAGUUCUUCAAGUAGUGUUAAAAAGAAGAGGUACGGAGGUGUUUUGCCUUCGAUUCUUAGGUCUUUGGAGUCCGACAAUGAUUUAGAGAAAACCCUUUCUUCGGCUUGUGAGAAUUUGAAUCCAAAAGAACAGACCGUGAUUCUCAAAGAACAGAGUAACUGCGAGAGAGUUGUUCGUGUUUUCGAGUUUUUCAAAUCGUUGAAAGACUAUGAGCCAAAUGUAAUUCAUUAUAAUAUUGUGCUUCGAGCACUGGGGAGAGCUCAAAAAUGGGAUGAGUUGAGGCUUUGUUGGAUUGAAAUGGCGAAAAAUGGUGUCUUGCCGACGAAUAAUACUUAUGGUAUGCUUGUUGAUGUUUAUGGGAAGGCUGGUAUGGUGAAAGAAGCACUUCUGUGGAUGAAGCAUAUGAGACUUAGAGGACUUUACCCUGAUGAAGUGACGAUGAAUACGGUUGUUAGGGUUUUGAAGGAUGCUGGGGAUUUUGAUAGGGCAGAUAGGUUUUAUAAGGACUGGUGCACUGGGAGGGUGGAGUUGAAUGAUCUCGAGUUGGAUUCGAUGAUUGAUUUCGAUGAUGGGUCUGGUUCAGCCAUUAGUUUUAAGCAUUUUCUAUCGACUGAGCUUUUCAGGACAGGUGGUAGGAAUCCUGUUUCGGAAAGUUUAGGUUCAUCAGAUACAGAAAGUUCUAUGAGAAAGCCACGACUAACGUCAACAUACAAUACUCUGAUUGAUUUGUAUGGAAAAGCUGGUCGCCUCAAAGAUGCAGCUGAUGUGUUUUCUGAAAUGUUGAAAUCCGGUGUGGUGAUGGAUACGAUCACCUUUAACACUAUGAUCUUUACUUGUGGAAGUCAUGGCCACUUGUCGGAAGCAGAAUCCUUGCUAACUAAGAUGGAAGAAAGGGGAAUAGCUCCUGAUACGAAGACUUAUAACAUCUUCUUGUCUUUGUAUGCCAGUGCUGGUAAUAUGGAGGCAGCCCUGGAAUAUUACGGGAAAAUCAGAAAAGUAGGUCUUUUCCCUGAUAUUGUAACUCACAGAGCUGUUCUUCAUAUAUUGUGCAAGAGGAAAAUGGUUCAAGAAGUGGAGACUGUGACUGAAGAAAUGGAGAAAUCUGGUAUUCACAUCGAUGAGCAAUCUCUUCCUGUUCUUAUGAAGAUGUAUAUUGCUGAAGGGUUGCUUGACCAGGCGAAGACCCUUUUUGAAAAGUUUAUUUUGGGUUAUGAACUUUCAUCCAAGACAAGUGCAGCAAUUAUAGAUGCUUAUGCUGAAAGUGGGCUUUUGGCUGAAGCUGAGGCUGUAUUUUAUGGCAAAAGAGAUUAUCUGAGGCAGAAGAGAGGUGUUGUCGAGUAUAAUGUCAUGCUCAAAGCCUAUGGCAAAGCGGAACUUUACGAUAAAGCUUUUUCUCUCUUCAAGAGCAUGAGGAAUCACGGGAUUUGGCCUGACGAAUGCAGUUAUAAUUCCCUUAUUCAAAUGUUUUCUGGAGGUGAUUUAGUUGAUCAUGCGAGAGACAUCUUAAGUGAAAUGCGAGCAGCAGGAUUAAAACCGAAGUGUCAAACCUUUUCCUCUCUUAUUGCUUGCUAUGCCCGUCUUGGCAAGCUUUCUGAUGCCAUUGAUGUAUACGAAGAAAUGAUCAGUGCAGGUGUGAAGCCCAACGAAGUUGUUUUUGGGUCCUUAAUCAAUGGAUUUGCUGAAAGUGGUAGUGUUGAAGAAGCUCUUCGAUAUUUUCGCAUGAUGGAAGAAUCUGGAGUAUCAGCAAACAAGAUAGUACUAACGUCGCUGAUUAAGGCUUAUACCAAGGUCGGUUGUCUGGAAGGAGCACAGCGUGUAUAUGACAAGAUUAAGGAACUGGAUGGUGGUCCAGAUAACAUUGCAUCAAAUAGUAUUUUAAAUCUUUAUGCAGAUCUAGGGAUGGUAUCUGAAGCCAGAUGUGUUUUUGACAGUUUGAAAGAAAAUGGCGGCGCCGAUGGGUUUUCAUUUGCAACAAUGAUGUAUCUGUACAAAAGUAUGGGUAUGCUUGAUGAAGCUAUUGAUGUUGCGGAUGAGAUGAAACAGUCUGGUUUGUUAAGGGACUGUUCUUCAUACAAUAAGGUGAUUGCAUGCUAUGUGAGAAAUGGUCAAUUACGUGGGUGUGGUGAAUUGUUGCAUGAGAUGAUUAACCGAAAGAUUUUGCCCGACACCGGAACCUUUAACGUACUGGUCACUGCACUCAAGAAGGGAGGGAUUCCAAUCGAAGCUGUAACACAGCUAGAGUCAUCAUACCAAGAAGGCAAACCUUAUGCAAGACAAGCUAUUAUCAUUACCGUUUUCUCUUUAGUAGGUUUACAUGCUUAUGCACUUGAAUCUUGCGAUGCCAUUAUAAAAGCAGAAAUACGUCUCGAGUCCUUUGUGUACAAUGCGAUGAUUUAUGCCUAUGGUUCAUCGGGCCAGAUCGACAAGGCUUUGAACAUAUUCAUGAAAAUGAAGGAUGAGAACCUGGAGCCUGACGUUGUUACCUACAUUAGUCUUGUGAGUUGUUAUGGGAAAGCCGGCAUGCUUGAAGGUGUGAAGAGAAUAUACAGCCAACUAAAGUAUGGAGAGAUUCAGCCGAAUGAAUCAUUGUUUAAGGCUGUCAUAGAUGCUUACAGAGCUGCUAACAAGCCGGACCUCGUUGAAUUAGUUAACCAAGAGAUGAAAUUCGCACUUGAAGGGCAAGAUAAUUCGGAAUCUGAGGUUGAAGAUGUAAGCGAAGAUAUUACUCUUGACAUUUAGAAUUCAAAUCUACAUUUACCAAGUGGUGAAAUUUGUCUUCAAACAACAAAGAUUAUCCCUAGAGCCCGAGGCUGAAGGAAAGAACACUGUAUGUUGUCUAGACUCUUAGGCUUUGCUUGGUAUGCAGGAUGGAAAAGAUGGAGUAUAGAAAAUUUGUUAAUCAAAUCGUUAAUAUUCAUAAUCACUUUCCUACUUUGAAGCUAAGCCAUGGAGUAACGAAAUUUCCAUCCUCGAGUUUUUCAGUCUUCAUACGAAGCAGAGUCCGAGAAUCGAAUCUCUGAAGACUAUUGAAAUGUAUGGUAGUAGAUCUCUCUGAUAAGGUGUAUAUACUGUAGAGUGACAGCAAUGUAAAUGGUAGAAUUUAAAAGUGAAGAAGGCAGAAUGUAGAUACUGGCUUCAAUUUAUACCAAAAUUAGCAUGUUCUUGUUA
This is a messenger RNA of Hibiscus syriacus, 3519 nucleotides long. RefSeq names its product pentatricopeptide repeat-containing protein At1g73710-like. Bases 67 to 3090 code for a protein of 1007 amino acids. The transcript has a single exon. NCBI's taxonomy places the organism in Eukaryota, Viridiplantae, Streptophyta, Magnoliopsida, Malvales, Malvaceae. Gene Ontology annotation, molecular function: protein binding. The record is from RefSeq and is a predicted model, not a curated record.